AUGGAAAGAUAUGGUCGACCCAUUACAUUAACGGAAAUACGAGGCGAGGGAUUGCGGAUAUCACUUAUGGUAACAGGCACAGGAGCUAUAAAUUACAAAGGUCUUCGAUUUGGAAAAGGACGUGGAUUCUUCGAUUUAGCAUGGGGAAUGUUGUAUUCCAUAGGGGCCGUGAACAAAGAUACACACACGGCAGCUCUGGUGCACGAGUGCCAGGUCUUGGACGAAGAAUUUAAAGGGGAACAGUGGGAUACAGGAUGUCAGUUUAUUGUAACGAACAAAAGAGUUAUUACGGUUUCUGGCGCUGCAAAACCUGGAUAUGGAAUAAUAUGGGAUAAAUUGCAAAAGGGAAUGAUGGAUGACAUUGAAUCCCUGAGGGAGCUGCAAAAUAUUAUGUCGCCUCCGGAAUUGAAAUCUCCACAAGAGCAUACUAUGGACUUCCAGGAGGAGGCGAGGUUAUAUAUGGAUUAUGCAAGUUUUGAUUUUUAG
Sclerotinia sclerotiorum 1980 UF-70 is the source of this 486-nucleotide messenger RNA. RefSeq lists its product as hypothetical. The record is from RefSeq and is a predicted model, not a curated record. The coding region runs from base 1 to 486 and encodes 161 amino acids. Gene Ontology annotation, cellular component: cytoplasm. Lineage: Eukaryota; Fungi; Ascomycota; Leotiomycetes; Helotiales; Sclerotiniaceae. The transcript has a single exon.